ACUUUAUCGAACACACAUGGAUAUAUAGAUCAAAAUCUAGGGUGGUUUUAAAAAGUAAUUUUCUCUAAAAUAAAACUAUUGUCGGCGAUGCUCAAAAGCAAAGUGUGGAGAUUUGUGUAACAAAACAAUGGUUAGAGAAACACAACAAUCACAUUUUGAAUUGUUCAAGUAUCUAUUGUAAAGCGGGAAAGUUGUAGAAACCCAUAUCAUAUAGUUCAAAAGCACGACGAUCGCACUACAAUCUCCAGUCUCUGCACCACCAAAACCAAACCCCAUUCCUAAACCCUUCUAUCGGAUUUGUUCUUCGGCCGUCCACAAUCUCUCCGGCAGAAGGAAGGCGGUUCCAUUUCCAACUCAGGAAUGGCCGAUUCCACCACCAGUAGGAAGAAACCACUCAGUUUGAACGAUCGUCAUUACCGCCUCCUUCAGGAUCUUUCUGCUCCUCCAAAACCCUCUUUGGCAACCGCUGCUGAUGAUAGAGAAGGAGACGAAGAUGUAAAACCUUCGAGAAUCGGACUUGAGAAUCAACAUCGCUUCAGUGAAGUAUCGUCUAAUGUUGACGAAUUUAAUGAUGAUAAAGUUCUGCAGUCUUCAGGUGUUAAUGUCGAAGAAAAGACGAUGAAGGUUAAGAUCAAUGGCCGACGCCGUCUGUGCAAACUCUCGUCUCGAGAAGAUGAUUGCUUGGACAAUCCAGAGGGGUUCCAUUUCAAUGCACCCAAUUUUUCUGGUAUUACGGAUUUCGAUUCCCCUUCUCCGCCACCUCCACUACCCGUUGAAAAUAGCGUUAACAAGGGAAGUGAAAUCAGGGAUAUCCUGAAUGACUUGAGCACGAGGCUUGAGCUUUUGUCUGUCGAGAAAAGGCGAGAAAAGCCAAAAAAAAUUGAUUAUCUAGAAGACUACUCGGCUUCUUACGGUGGAAAAGGGUACGGGGAAGCAAAUAAAGCCGAUGAUCGUGAGGUUGAUAGUCUGAAGUUCUCCACUAAAACAUCUAAUUCCUUGUUUGGUGAAAGUGGGAAAGUAGAAAAAGUUGUCAAGACUCUGAACGUCGGUGGGAGUGGUGAGUACGGAGAACAAAUUCUUCCAAAUAAGGUGAGGGUAGAUGUGUUUGACGAGGGAAUUCAUGAAGUUGAUACGUGCAGUAAAGAUAGUGAACAACUUCUGAAUUUAGAGCAUGCAAGUAAUAAACAUGACAAAGGACGAGAUAAAUUCAGGAGUCAGGAUGUCCAAAAAACGUACAAUUCCCUAGGAAAAAGUCCUGUGUUGAUAGAUGAAAGAGAGGUAGAGGAUGAGGAUGAUUGCGUAGUUCUGAAUCAUGAAACAAGGGAUUUUAAUGAAGUAAGAAGGCAACAUGGCAAAUAUGAAGAGAAGGAUAAUGGUUCUGAUGGGCUUGACAUGUUUGAUAAGUCUGGCGAGGAUUUUAUCUUGGAGGGGAAAAGCUCCACUGGUCACAAUUCUACUUUCAAAUUGCAAGGUAGAAUUGCAACGAUGCUGUAUCCACAUCAACGUGAUGGGUUGCAGUGGCUGUGGUCUCUACAUUGUCAGGGCAAGGGCGGAAUUUUAGGUGAUGACAUGGGUUUAGGGAAAACAAUGCAGAUUUGUGGCUUUCUAGCUGGUCUUUUUUAUUCGCGUUUAAUAAAGAGGGUCUUGGUUGUGGCUCCUAAAACGCUCCUGCCCCAUUGGAUUAAAGAGUUAUCUGUUGUGGGUCUUUCUGAGAAGACGAGAGAAUACUAUGGGACGUCAGCUAAACUUCGGCAAUAUGAGCUUAAUUAUAUUCUCCAGGAUAAAGGUGUUCUUCUUACGACUUAUGAUAUUGUGAGGAAUAAUUCAAAGUCUUUGCAAGGAAACUGCUUCUCUGAAGACGAGGAAACUGAGGAUGGAACAACAUGGGAUUACAUGAUCCUUGAUGAGGGUCAUCUUAUAAAGAAUCCUAGCACUCAAAGAGCCAAAAGUUUGCUUGAUAUACCCAGUGCUCAUCGCAUAAUUAUAAGCGGCACACCAUUGCAAAACAAUCUGAAGGAACUGUGGGCCCUGUUUAACUUUUGCUGUCCUGACCUAUUGGGUGACAAGCACUGGUUUAAAGAACACUACGAGUCAGCAAUUCUUCGUGGAAAUGACAAAAAGGCUUCUGAAAGAGAUAAGCGGAUCGGUUCAGUGGUUGCAAAGGGUUUAAGGGAACGCAUCCAACCCUACUUUUUGCGUCGUAUGAAGAGUGAAGUGUUUAAUGAGGAUAAUGAUCAAGCUGCUACCAAACUCUCUAAAAAGAAUGACAUUAUUGUUUGGCUCAGACUGACUAGUUGUCAGCGACAACUUUAUGAAGCUUUCUUGAAGAGUGAUUUGGCACUUUCUGCAUUCGAUGGCUCAGUAUUGGCUGCCAUUACGAUUCUUAAGAAGAUAUGCGAUCAUCCUCUUCUUUUGACCAAAAGAGCUGCUGAAGAGGUAUUGGAAGGAAUGGAAACAGUGUUAAGCCCAGAAGAUGCUGGUGUAGCAGAAAAGCUGGCAAAACAAUUAGCAGAUGUAGUUGAUAGGGACUUUUCUGAAGUGUAUGAUGACAAUGUCUCUUGCAAAAUAUCCUUCAUAAUGUCUUUAUUGGAUAAUUUGGUUCCGAAGGGGCAUAGUGUUCUUAUCUUUUCUCAAACUCGCAAGAUGCUCAAUCUUCUCGAGAAAUCACUGUUAUCCAAUGACUAUGAGUUCUUGCGCAUUGAUGGUACUACAAAAGCCAUGGACCGAGUGAAGAUUGUAAAUGAUUUUCAAGAAGGUAGAGGAGCUUCUAUAUUUCUCUUGACAUCUCAAGUCGGUGGUCUAGGUCUUACACUUACCCGAGCUGAUCGUGUAAUUGUAGUAGAUCCAGCUUGGAAUCCAAGUACUGAUAAUCAAAGCGUUGAUCGAGCAUACAGAAUUGGGCAAAAGAAAGAUGUUAUAGUGUAUAGAUUAAUGACAUGUGGGACUGUUGAAGAAAAGAUCUACAGAAAACAGGUUUAUAAAGGGGGAUUGUUUAAAACAGCAACAGAGCACAAAGAACAGAUACGGUACUUUAGUCAACAGGAUCUUCGGGAGCUUUUUAGUCUUCCAGAAGAGGGAUUUGAUACAUCUGUCACACAACAACAAAUGCAUGAGGAACAUGAUCAACAACUUACAAUGGAUGAAUCUUUGAGAAGCCACAUAAAGUUUCUGGAGACUCAAGGUAUUGCAGGAGUUAGUCACCACAAUUUGCUGUUUUCUAAGACAGCUCCAGAGCCGGUGUAUGCAUUGGAGGAAGAAGACACGUCGUUCAGGAGGAAUAGAGAGUUUGGAUUCAGAGACAGACCAACAUCAAGUUCUUCAUCCAAUCAUGAUAUAAACGGAGCAAGGUAUGCUUUCAACCCAAAGGAUGUGAUGUUAAAUAGAUCUAUCACAAAUUCAAGCAGUCCAGGCAAACCUACGGCAAAGGAAAUCGAAUAUAGAAUCAAUCGGCUGUCUCAAACUCUAGAAAAUAAGGUUCUUAUCUCAAGAUUACCGGACAGGGGGGAAAGAAUUCAUAAGCAAAUUGAUGAAUUGAAUUUACAACUUUCUGAAUUAAGAAGAAAAGAACAUGAAAGUGAAGUCAUCGACAUCACUGACGAGUUUCAGAAGAUUUUGAAUGUAUAGAUGGAUUAUAUUUUGAUGUGUAGAUUGAGAUUUCUUUCACGAGCGAAGUUUGGGACUGACCAGCUAUUCAAACUUUAUAUGGUAUCUAUUUUGAGGCAACGAUCCAGUUUUUAUUA
Molecule: messenger RNA, 3740 nt
Organism: Cucumis melo (muskmelon)
Lineage: Eukaryota; Viridiplantae; Streptophyta; Magnoliopsida; Cucurbitales; Cucurbitaceae
Product: protein CHROMATIN REMODELING 24
Exons: 22
Coding region: 361-3624 (1087 amino acids)
Molecular function (GO): ATP binding; ATP-dependent chromatin remodeler activity; DNA translocase activity
Source: RefSeq, a predicted model, not a curated record